UUCCCUCAUGGAAAGCCUGCGGUGCUUUGCCAUCCUGCUCCUGCUGGUCUUUGGCGUGCUGAUACCCAGCAGCGAGGGCCGUAAAGAUGGUGGUGAUGAGGACGCCGGUCAGAGACGCUCCUCUCGCUCGCCGGACCUGAAGACAGGUCGCUGCUCCUACACCUUCAUCGUGCCCCAGCAGAAACUGAAGGGAGCCUUGUGUGUCAGCAGAGAGAUGGCUCCUGCCACCAACCACACAGAGAUGGCUCUGCUGCGGAGUGAGUUAGCCCGGCAGCAGGAGCAGCUGGAGCUGGUGCGUGGGCAGCUGGAACAGGGGGGCGGUGGGGGCGUGGUGGGGGACGUGCGGGCGCUGCAGAGGGACAGCAGCGCCAUGAACGGCCGCAUCACCCAGCUCUACGCCCAGCUGCUGCACGAGAUCGUCCACAAGAAGGACCAGGCGGCGGAGCAGCGCAGACUGGAGAACAUGCUCCUCAAUGCCACCUCGCAGGUGCUACAGGUUACCAGCAGCUACAGGGAACUGGAGAAGAAGUAUGAGGCUCUAACCACCCUAAUGAGCAACCAGACCCAGCUCAUAAACCUCCUGGAGAAGCAGUGCAAACUCUGUGAUAGACCCUCACAGACAGAAACUGUGAGUUGACACAGCACAGCCAAGUCUCUGUCCAAAGACAGGGCCAAUGAUGUCCAGAGAGACCAGAGUGUCCCACCGCCAGACAAGGCCCUGCUGCCGGGGCUCCACACUAGAGAACCCCUCUCCCCCUCACCCCUGCCCCCCACCGACUCUCCAUUCGUCAGCUUCCCUGUCACAAAGACCCCAGGGCCGUGGCACGACUGCCACCACGUGUUGGCGUCGGGCGAGAACGUGAGCGGCAUCUACCUGCUGCGGCCGCAGGGCACCAACCGCCUUAUGCAGGCCUGGUGCGAGCAGAGCCGGGCGGGGGGCGGCUGGACCGUCAUCCAGAGGAGGGUAGACGGCUCCGUCAACUUCUUCCGGACCUGGGAGCAGUACAAGCAAGGCUUUGGCAACCUGGACGGGGAGUACUGGCUGGGUCUGGAGCACCUGUACUGGCUGACGGCACAGACCCAGUACAAGCUGCGGGUGUCCAUGGAGGACUGGCAGGGCAGGCAGGCCUACGCCGAGUACGACAGCUUCCGCCUGGAGCCCGAGAGCGACUGGUACCGCCUGCGCCUGGGCAACUACAACGGCAACGCCGGGGACUCCCUCUCCUGGCAUAGCAACAAAGCCUUCACCACCCUCGACAGAGACAAGGAUGCCUACUCAGGUAACUGCGCCCACUACCAGAAGGGGGGCUGGUGGUACCACAUGUGUGCCCACUCCAACCUGAACGGCGUGUGGUACAGGGGAGGGCACUACCGCAGUCGCUACCAGGACGGAGUCUACUGGGCCGAGUUCCACGGAGGCUCCUACUCUCUCAAGAAGGUCACCAUGAUGGUCAAACCAGUUUAA
Molecule: messenger RNA, 1465 nt
Organism: Engraulis encrasicolus (European anchovy)
Lineage: Eukaryota; Metazoa; Chordata; Actinopteri; Clupeiformes; Engraulidae
Gene: angptl6
Product: angiopoietin-like 6
Exons: 7
Source: RefSeq, a predicted model, not a curated record